Molecule: messenger RNA, 1386 nt
Organism: Danio rerio (zebrafish)
Lineage: Eukaryota; Metazoa; Chordata; Actinopteri; Cypriniformes; Danionidae
Gene: dpf1
Product: double PHD fingers 1
Cellular component (GO): cytoplasm; nucleus
Source: RefSeq, marked validated
ACUACAUUUCCCCGCACUGACCAUCAGGCAGCCGCGCUCCCAUUGGCUGACCGAUCCAGCCGCAGCCCCAGAGAAUGAAUGAAAUUGAAAUUGCUGCUAUAUUACAUGUACAAUACCGGGGAUCUGCAGUCUUACAUUGUAUCAUUCUAUAUCAAAAUGGCCACAGUGGUCCAAAAUCCUCUGAAAUCGCAAUCAAGUGGAACCGUCAUAAAGAACAGCCUUGGUGAGGAGUUUUAUCGUGAGGCGAUUGAGCACUGCCGAAGUUAUAAUGCUCGACUUUGUGCCGAACGCUCCAUGCGCCUGCCCUUCCUCGACUCCCAGACAGGUGUAGCACAGAGUAACUGCUACAUAUGGAUGGAGAAGACUCACCGUGGGCCAGGUGUGGCUCCAGGGCAGCUCUAUACCUAUCCUGCACGCUGCUGGAGGAAGAAGAGACGGUUGAACAUCUUAGAGGAUCCACGUCUUGGACCCAUCGAGUUUAAAAUCGACUAUGAAGCAGCGCUAAAGAAAGAAGGGGGUGUUCCUGAUGGUCCUGUCCUGGAGUCACUCCUCAGCGGUGAACUGCUGGAUAAAAAGGUGGAAACAAAGGAAGAGGAACCCAUGAGCGAAUGCCAGAAGCUGCUGAUGGGAGAGUUUCCUCAUGAGCUGGACAUGGAGGAAAUGGAGGAGGACGUUCCCAAACGCAAGAAUCGCACCAAAGGACGGGCAUGUGGUAUUGGUGGGAUGAGAAAGAGACAGGAUCCAGCAUCUCUGGAGGAUCGAGACAAGCCAUAUGUGUGUGACAUUUGUGGAAAGCGAUACAAGAACCGUCCAGGUUUGAGUUACCAUUACACUCACACACACCUGGCGGACGAGGAGGGUGAGGAAGACUCUGAACGCCACACACUGCCCUUCCAGCGCAAGAACAACCACAAACGUGAGCGCAGCAUCAGCCUCAACAACGGAUUACACACUCAUACCACAACCCAUAGAGUACCACUAUUCUAACACAAUGACCCACUCUCAUACCCCUUUUCCACUGACCCCCCGGUGCUGGUGCUGGUGCUGGUGCUGGAGCCGCUGUCCAAUCCGGCCCCAUCCCGUGCUUUUCCAAUGAAAUAACCAAGGACCAAAUUGACUCCAUCUCUUAAUCCUGCUGGUCUUUAAAUAGCCACCAUUAUUGCCAGGGACCAAAGGGCGGGAUAAAGUUUCCAAAACAGCAACUCAUGACAGGACUAGAUCGUUCAUUUUUUUUAAAUCAAGAAAAGCUAAAUGGAAUUGCCCAAUGCAGCUUCUGACUUUCUGUUUUGUCCUCUUUUUUUAUGUUCCUACUUUUGCUGUGCUGCAAAGCUACUCAAACCACUUUAUUUUCCCCAUCUGUCUGAAAUAAAAGAUUUUAUUUACAAA